This is a messenger RNA of Lactuca saligna, 2433 nucleotides long. NCBI's taxonomy places the organism in Eukaryota, Viridiplantae, Streptophyta, Magnoliopsida, Asterales, Asteraceae. The record is from the annotation of a GenBank genome assembly.
AUUACAUGAAAAUAAAAGAGUUGGGAAAGAAACAACUAAACCAUGAGCACCACAAUUGACAUUUCCAACGAAAAUGAAACUUCUCACAACUACAAGAAACAAAAGAAAUCCUCUUUCCUUGUUAAGCUAUCUUCUCUUAUAGAGAAACAUGAUGAACAACAUACGCAAAAAGUCAUUCAUAGCAUCAAGGUAGGGAUUGCCUUGGUUUUGGUUUCACUUCUCUACCUCCUUGAUCCACUUUUUAACCAAGUUGGGGAAAAUGCCAUGUGGGCCAUCAUGACUGUUGUGGUUGUCUUUGAGUUCUAUGCAGGUGCCACAUUAAGCAAAGGCUUGCUCCGUGGAGUUGGAACUGUACUUGGAGGUGGAUUAGGGUGCUUGGCAGCAAUUAUGGCAGAUGAUUUAGGAAAGAUAGGAAAUGCAGUGGUGGUUGGUGCUUCAGUCUUUAUUUUUGGUGCUGUGGCAACAUACUGUAGAUUGAUUCCAAGUAUAAAAAGGAGAUAUGAUUAUGGGGUGAUGAUCUUCAUUCUCACCUUCAAUCUGGUAGCAGUAUCUGGUUUGCGUGCUGAUAAAAUUCUUGAAUUAGCCCGUGAGCGUUUGUCAACAAUUGGUAUGGGUUUUGCUGUGUGUAUAUUCAUCAGUUUACUCAUUUUCCCAAUGUGGGCUAGUGAUGAACUUCAUCGCGUCGCAUCCUCCAACUUUGACAAACUGGCUUGCUGCAUUGAAGAUUGCAUGAAAGCGUACUUGGGUGUAGUCAGUGAGAAAGAAAGCAUGCCAAGCAUUAAUGUCAGUGGUUGCAAGUCAGUGUUGCACUCAAAAUCAAGUGAAGAAUCACUGGCAAAUUUUGCAAGGUGGGAACCCUGGCAUGGAAAAUUUGGUUUCUAUUAUCCCUGGGAGAAAUACUUACAGAUAGGAGAGCUUAUUAGGGAACUUGCUUCCAUCAUUCUGUCAAUGAAAGAGUGUCUUGGAUCACCAUUACAGCCCUCAACACCAUUACAACAUGCACUCAAGGAGCCAUGCAAAAGUGUAGGGUUAUCACUUGGAUUAACCAUGCGAGAGCUAGGAGAAAGUAUCAGGAAUAUGAAAAGAUGCCAAACAAAAGUCCUAAAGUUGGAGUCCAUUAAACUAGAGCUCAAUCUACUUUCAACUUCACAUAAACUACGAGGGAUUGCAAAUGUCGAAUCUCUUGCCAUAGCAAACUUCUUGUUUCUAUUAAUGGAAAUAGUUGAUAAGAUAGAGCACCCAUAUCCAUAUGAACUAUUUCUACCCACAAAGAAUCUAGGAGAAAAAUCAGAAGAUAAAGGUGCUCCGAACACCAACGUGACCAGUGUUCUUUGUAAUUCUGGCAUUUAUACUGGAGGUGACCCAUUCACCAUAAGCCUGGCAUAUGUUCUUGAUGAACUAAAAAGGGUUACACCUUUUCAAGAAGGUUAUGACUACCGCAAUAUCUCUCCUUACCCUAACGCUUUUGCCUAUGGUCAUGCUACUUGUAAUCAAAACCUUACAAGCAUAGAUUGCAAAACCUGCCUCGAUGCAGCUGAAAUCCAGAUGUUAACUACUUGCAACAAUAAGAUCGGUGCCAGAGCAGUGCUUAAUGAUUGUGCUACUAGGUAUGAGCAAUACCCAUUUAAAGAUUAAUCCGUUAGCUUUCAACUAGUUGUUGUCACGUUUUCUGGAUCUAAUUCUAUGUAAUCCGUUUGAUGUAACUGGUAAUAAUAUUUGUAGUUUCUGCAUAUUGAGAUCUAACUCUCGUAUGUCUUUGGAUUCAGUGAAUAACAUUAACGAAUAUGUUAUAUAGAACAAAUAGAAGAAUUUCAUUACUUACCUUUCUACCGAUGUAAAAUUUGCAUCCAUAACUGGCUCCCAGGGUCCUAAUCCGUUCGUAUUUCAUUAAAAGGAUCUGCAAUCAAACACAACCACAAGAUCAACUCAAAUUAAAUUUUGAAGCAGAGUUUGAGGAAACAAUCUAUUAAUUCAAAAGCGGAAGGGAUAGAUUAAUUAGGGCUUACCAGUUCAUCGUUCGAGGUCACCAUGCCUUUAGCAACUUUCUGUCGGAUACAUCCGGAAGCGAGUAUGAUGUGUGCUAUUCUAUUUUUUUCAUCCCAGAUUUUUGUUCAACCCAAAUGAUUAUGGUUAUAGCACAGCGCGAUCAAAUAUUGCAUUAUUAACGUUCUGCAACUUUGCAAGGUGUAUCAGUUAAACCUAAUCCUAGUAACUAGAGAACAGCAUCGCAAUCGAAAAACCAACCAAUAGCCGCUGAAUUUCGCCACAUUUUUACAAAUGGUAAAUUGAAAGGCAAUCGGAGAACCAUGUUUUUCAAUUCGUCCCAUUUGCCACCACCAACCACCGGUGGAGCUCACGUACUAGACAACGACGAAGAGUUUUUUACUAAAAAGAGAAAUUGUAAGAAAAGUCUAAUAUUUUCAUAAAUGUGAC